GGCAUUCCUGUCAAAACACGCGUUUCGUGAAAAGAUGCAUUUAUUAAAAAUAAGAUAAAAUCUUCAUAAUUUAAUCAUUAAAGUGGCUAAAUUAUGUCCGGAGGAUUAAUAGAUAAAGUUUACAUAGGCUUGGACAACGCGCCAGCCGCAUUUGAUAUAAAAAGUCGUUUGCUUGGUCCAAAUGGCACCAACUUAGAAUACAUACGAUCGGAGACGGGAGUGGUUGCUAUUCUGAAAAGCGAUAAAUUUGAACCUUUGCAUUUGGCUCUUCACCAUACGAGAUCGGAAGCGUUAGCGGCUGCGCGAUCUCUGGCUCAGAAUCUUAUUGAGACUAUACGAGUUGAGUUAGCUCAGUGGAGUGCAGCGCAGGCGGGGGGUCCGCCGCCACCUCUAAACGUUCCACCACCUACUUUGACCACUACCACAGCUCCACCGUCUGUUCCACCACCAGUAGUAACCGUGGCUUUAUCAACACCUUCCUCGUUGACUUCAUCAGCCCAUCCCACUGUACUACCACCAGUCGUCAGUAUGGCACCAGCAAGCACUCCCCUUAUGACAGUCCGUCAACCAACUGUCUUACAAUUACUACCUCAACAGCAAUAUGUAUUAAAUCAAGAAAGUGGCCAAUUAAUACCAAUAGUUCAACCGGGUGUCCAAGUAUCUAACACCAACUUCACAUCUCUACCUAUCGCACAACAAUUAGGUACACUCCAACAGCCGAAUUUUGGGCACACACAAAUUGUUGACAUCUCAAAUAUGCAACCAAUGAAUGUCACACAACUACGGCUUAGUGGUGUCCCAUCAUCAAUGUCAAUGAUACUUCCGAAUGGCUUAAAUUUCCCUCAAGCCAGUUUAGCUACGGGUGAUUCGACAACAGUGAGCUCAGCAACAGCAACACCGGUGGUCUGCGCAGCACAGAAUACAAGUGCUUCACAGAAAAUUCUCUAUAGCACCGAUAAAGGAGACAAAGAGUUGAAGUACCAUAUACAAGGUGCUGAUACUGUGCAGUGGACCGUACCAGGCUCUCAGACUAUGUUGAUACCAUAUCAACAAUUUCAAGAGUUUGCAUCUAAUCAAGCAGGAUUAGCGAAUUUACAACCUCAACAGUUUGUUUCAAUAGCACCUGCAGGUGGAUUUCAACAGACUUCCCUACCAUUGUCGGCAACACAACUACAACAGCUGCAGACAACUGGCACUAUAAUGCAAUUUAACCAAAAGCCAAUAGGGUGCAGUGCUUCACUCAUAAAUAUAAUAUCAAGUGGACAAGCAUCUUCUCCACAAAUUAUUUCUAAUUCCACACAAACGAAGAGUACUCAAGAAUCCCGAGGUCAAAAAAGAUUAUCAGAUGGUACUCCUAGUCAACUGCAAUUGAGACCUAUAGCACCAGCUGGGUCGCAUGUAAGCCAGGACAAGAGCUCGACGAGAGAUUCCCGCUCCUGGACGAACACUGCAGUUAGAGACAACACAGUCGUUAGUAUGGGAAUGAAAAUAAAUCCGACUCACGGAACAAUUAUACAUGUGUCAUCUGGACAACAAACUAACGUCUCAACAUCGGGCAUCACACAGGACGGUACAGGAAUGUACAUAAAGCAAAUAGAUCGCAACGCAAUACAGAUACAAACUUCAAAAGACGGACAGAAGCAGGACUUGACAAAUAAAAUACAAAGCGCAGCUCAGAAUGUGCAAAUGAUAACAGUACCUCAAGGCAUGACUGUACUACAGAACCCACUCAAUAUCGGCCAAAUGUCGACAGUCAUCGGCCAACCUAACAGUCAAGUGUACAUGAUACCAGCGAAUCAUCCCAAUCUGGUCCAAGGAGGGUUACCGCCCGGUCUCAUCGGACAGCAAAUGUUACAGCCUGGACAGAAUGUGACAGUGAUGCCCAACCAGCUUGGCCUUCCCCCCGGCAUGCAGUACAACGUACCCCUCAUGCCAGUUAACAUGCCACCGAACUCUCAAUACAUGCCGGCUGGCAUCAACUUAAACUCGCAACUCACAGCGCAACAGCUGAACGCCGCACUCGCCGGACAACAGAUCGCUAAUCCCGGCCUCUCUAUGGCAGGAACUAUACCAAUAGUACAAGCACCCCCCACCUCCCCACUCGCCAACCCCGCUCAAACCAUACCGGUGUCUCAACCGCAGCCGGUCCAUCAAGUUCUACCCCAAAACUCCACCUUUAUCACACCAACAUCACAGUAUACGGGAAUACCCCCACAAUACAUGGUCCAAUCAAACACUAGCACAGUCAGCGUCCCACCGAACAACGCCAGCCUACAAUAUUCCAUAUCUACAAACCAAUCUACCCCUGACACGCCGACGAACGGCAAUGGACAAACCGCGGCAGCAGACAGUGACAACUCCAAUGGAGCUUCAAACCAAGCCGGUUAUAUAUCUUCGUCGUCACAAGACGGUUACGGACUUUCAACGACAGUGGUCCAGAAUAAUGGACAAAACUUUUCAACCGACACCACCGCUACUCAGACCAACUUCACCAACAACCAGACUACUAAUGGACAGACUUACAGCUCGUCUAAUGGCAACAGUACUCAAGCUCCAAGCUACGUCACUCCCCCAACAACCCAACCUCCAGCAACGUACCCCGGGAAUGGUUCCACACCGAACCAAAACUACGGAAGUGCAACUCAAACCCCCCAAUCUAGUUUCUCCCCAUCAAGCACACCUGCACCAAACCAAGCGUACCCAAAUACCAAUCUGCCAAACUUAUCUAAUGUACCAUUCGCGCCGAACCAAGCCUCAAAUCCUUAUCCCAAUGCGACUGGACAGAAUUUAGCUGCAUAUGCCCACAAUCCUUACCAAUACAACAGCAGACCCUGGUUCAGACCGAGGUUUGGCUCCCCGCAGGUAACCAGUGACCUGAUAGUUCUCGGUCUGAAUGUAGAUAGUGGUGUGAACACGGACAAUGCUAUACAGUAUUUUGAAGUGUAA
This is a messenger RNA of Papilio polytes (common Mormon), 2946 nucleotides long. Its product is annotated as mucin-5AC-like. The transcript is spliced from 9 exons. Gene Ontology annotation, molecular function: RNA binding. Bases 94 to 2946 code for a protein of 950 amino acids. NCBI's taxonomy places the organism in Eukaryota, Metazoa, Arthropoda, Insecta, Lepidoptera, Papilionidae. The record is from RefSeq and is a predicted model, not a curated record.